Morchella importuna is the source of this 531-nucleotide messenger RNA. RefSeq lists its product as uncharacterized. The transcript is spliced from 3 exons. The coding region runs from base 1 to 531 and encodes 176 amino acids. The record is from RefSeq and is a predicted model, not a curated record. Lineage: Eukaryota; Fungi; Ascomycota; Pezizomycetes; Pezizales; Morchellaceae.
AUGAAUGACGCUUCCACGGGCGAGAGUUCGAAGCAUAAGCGGGCACAUGGCGAUGAGGGGGAGCCUGAGCCAGGAGAGUCCGGCAGUACUGAUGCCAGUGGCCAAAGUGGGAAUGAUGAUGUGUCUGAGUUCUCUUUGACAAAGGGGAAGCCCAACACACGUGCAAAAGGGAAAAGGCAGAAAGUCGCUGCUACUGUCGCUGCUACUGCUGCUGCUACUGCUACUGCUACCGCAAGUGUUGAGGAACCAACAACCCCUGGCACGAAAAGCAAGCGUGCCCCUUCCAUUAAAAAGAUUACUUCGCCAGAAAGGUCUUUUCCAGCUACGGGUGUCAAGAAGGGCGCCACCCCGUUUAUGACGAGGAAGGAGGCCGAGAUGGUGUUUGAUAUGGCGAUCGAAAGUGCGAACUGGGGGCUUAUUACGGAAAAAUUGAAUAGUAGCAAGUCUAGAUCGAGUGUAUCUUCUUCAAGGAAUUUGAAGAGGCAUGUUCUAACCGUCUUAAAGAAGCAAGCUCUGAGUAGGUAUAAUUAA